AUGUCCUCAUUAAAGAAUGUCCUUUAUUUCCAAGCUGGACUUGGAGUCCUUGCCAAUGUAUUUCUCGUUUUUUUCUAUACUUUCAUAAUUCUAGUUCAUAAAUCUAAGCUCAUGGACCUGAUCUCCUGUCAGCUGCCCUUCAUCCACAUAAUGCUGGUCCUCACUGGAGGGGAUAUGUGGCUUACAGAUAUAUUUCAGUCACUGAACAAGGCAAGUUUUUACAUACACAGAAUGAUGAGAGGCCUCUCCAUCUGCAUCACCUGUCUCCUGAGUGUGUUUCAGGCUGUCACUGUAAGUCCCAGUACCUCUUUGCUGGCAAAAUUUAAAUAUAAACUAAAAAAAUACAUGAUCUAUGCUUUCUUCUAUAUGUGGUUUCUCAACUUGUCAUUCAGUACCAACCGGAUCUUCUAUGUUGGAGCUUUUACCAAUGUCAGUGAGACCAACCAGAUGAGGAUCACCAAAUAUUGCUCACUCUUCCCCAUGAACUACAUCAUCAGGGUGCUGAUUUUAACAGCAACAACCUCCAGGGAUGUAUUUCUUGUAGGAGUUAUGCUGACCACAAGUGCAUACAUGGUGAUUACCUUGUUUAGACAUCAGAGGCAGUGCAAAUAUCUUCACAACCCUGUCAGCCACCUGAGAGCAUCCCCUGAGAAAAGGGCCACCCAGACCAUCUUGCUGCUUGUGGUUUUAUUUGUGGUCACAUACUGGGUGGACUUCAUCAUCUCAUCUACCUCAGGUCUAUUAUGGAUGUACCACCCAGUCAUCCUGACUGUUCAGAAGUUUGUGGUGAAUGCCUAUCCCACAAUUACUCCUUUGGUCCAAAUCAGUUCUGAUAACAGAAUAAUCAAUAUGCUGAAAAAUUUACGGUCAAAGUGCCACCAGAUUUUUUUAAAUGUGUAUUUUUUUCUUGUUUAA
This is a messenger RNA of Cricetulus griseus (Chinese hamster), 915 nucleotides long. The record is from RefSeq and is a predicted model, not a curated record. NCBI's taxonomy places the organism in Eukaryota, Metazoa, Chordata, Mammalia, Rodentia, Cricetidae.